AGAGGUUCCCAUCAGAGAGAGAGAGAGAGAGAGAGAGAGAAGCAGAUAUGCAUGAUGAGGACCUGAAAGGGGACCAGAUUUCUGCUGCUGCUUUUUCUUUUGUAGUGGCUUUAUGAUGUGUUACAUUUAGUCUUAUUGAGUUGGAAUCUUGUGAGUUUAACCCUGAAGAGCUCUGCCCAAUCCUGAGCUCAAAGAAGAUUUCCUGAAUUCAGACAUCAUGCCUCAUUUUCAUCCAAGAAGAGGACUAGGAUCAGCCAGAGGAAGUCUCCUGGGUGGAUCAGAAUGAUUUUCUGUAAGAGAGAGUCACAAGAUAUUUUCCUCUUCUUCAGUCCCUUUUCUUAAAAUAAAAAUGCAUCAUAAUGAGGAGGAGCAGUCAGUAAACAGCACCAUGAUGCAGGACGGUGACUCCACCAGCCAGGGGAGCAACGUGAGCUUCCAACCACCUGCUUCCUGUAAACUGGACUUCAGGAGGAACUCAGUCACAGACGAUUACAAAAUAACAUGUCAGGUUCUCGGUCUGGGAAUCAACGGCAAAGUGUUGGAGUGUUACUGCAAGAAGACGGGGGAGAAAUGUGCCCUCAAGAUUCUGUAUGACACUCCUAAAGCCCGACGGGAGGUUGAGCUGCACUAUCGCGCGUCGGGAGGGCCCCACAUCGUACGGAUCCUCAGCCUGUAUGAAAACAUGUACCAGGGAAAGAGAUGUCUGCUCGUUGUGAUGGAGUGCAUGGAGGGAGGGGAGUUGUUCAGUCGAAUCCAGGUCAGAAGGGACCAGGCCUUCACAGAGAGAGAGGUGUCAGAGAUCAUGCACAACAUCGGCAUGGCCAUAGAUUACCUUCACAACAUGAACAUCGCUCAUAGAGACGUGAAGCCUGAAAACCUGCUGUACACAACCAAGGACAGGAACGCCACUUUGAAGCUCACCGAUUUUGGGUUCGCAAAGGAGACGAUAACACACAACUCCCUCCAGACCCCGUGCUACACGCCGUAUUAUGUUGCACCUGAAGUCCUUGGGCCAGAGAAAUAUGACAAGUCAUGUGACAUGUGGUCUCUGGGUGUAAUCAUGUACAUUCUACUCUGUGGCUUCCCUCCUUUCUACUCAAACACAGGUCAGGCCAUCUCCCCUGGUAUGAAACAGAGGAUCCGAAUGGGCCAGUACGAGUUUCCCAAUCCCGAGUGGUUCGACGUUUCACAGGAAGCCAAACAGCUUAUUAUUCAGCUACUGAAGACCGAGCCCAGUGAGAGGAUGACCAUCAGACAGUUCAUGAACCAUCCUUGGAUCAGUCAGUGGAUGGUGGUUCCUCCAACACCUCUUCACACCUCUCGUGUUUUGGCAGAAGACAUGGAGCUGUGGGAUGAUGUGAAAGAGGAGAUGACCAGCGCCCUGGCCACCAUGCGAGUGGACUAUGACCAGGUGAAGAUCAAGGACCUGGACACGUCCAACAACCCUCUGCUGAACAAAAGACGCAAGAGGCCUAAAGACACUGACAGAGGGGAGGGCGCUGGAAGUGUUGGGGCGGUUGGCCAAAUAGACGCAGCACUUUCAGAGGAACGUGGGGAACUAGUUUUAUCAGAAAAGUAAAAGUGAGCAGUAAUAUUGUUCCGUAUUUUUCUGUUCUUGCUCUCUGUGGUGGUGCACUCAGUAAUCGAGAGUCACAUUAUUUUGUAACAGUUAUUUGUCCAAAUAAAAUAAAACUUGUUUGUUUCAUA
This is a messenger RNA of Nothobranchius furzeri (turquoise killifish), 1707 nucleotides long. RefSeq names its product MAP kinase-activated protein kinase 2. Gene Ontology annotation, cellular component: nucleus; cytoplasm. Gene Ontology annotation, molecular function: calmodulin binding; calcium/calmodulin-dependent protein kinase activity; ATP binding. The record is from RefSeq and is a predicted model, not a curated record. Gene Ontology annotation, biological process: protein autophosphorylation; toll-like receptor signaling pathway; response to cytokine. NCBI's taxonomy places the organism in Eukaryota, Metazoa, Chordata, Actinopteri, Cyprinodontiformes, Nothobranchiidae.